Messenger RNA from Arabidopsis arenosa, 1737 nucleotides. NCBI's taxonomy places the organism in Eukaryota, Viridiplantae, Streptophyta, Magnoliopsida, Brassicales, Brassicaceae. The record is from the annotation of a GenBank genome assembly.
AUUUCUCAAUUGAGAUAUUAUCCAGCUCCAUGGCGGAACCAAGUCCCGACGAUGAUGGUUCGAAGUCGUAUUUCCAGAAAACGGUGGUGCUGAGAGAUUGGUGGUUGAUAAAAUGUCCAAAGGAAUUCGACGGCAAACAAUUUGGUGUUGCUGGAUUCGAAGUUUCCGUCGAGACUCGAGCAAUGCGUGUGUUUAAAUCCUCCCCAAUCAUCAGAGCUUUGGAUGUUUUCACACUCUUAGCAUCUGAUGGAAUCUAUAUAACUCUCCGUGGUUUUCUUAACAAAGAACGCGUUGUUAAUAGUGGAUUUACCCCUGAGAUUUCUCGUGAAUUUAUCUUCGGGUUUCCUCCUUGUUGGGAACGAUUUUGUAACAGUUGCUUUGUUGGAGACUCUAUUGGCACUGAUAUUAAUACCGUCCCUUCGACAAUCGAUAGAGCUUGUCCUCCCAUUUUAUCACCAUGUAAGUACUCGAACGGGAAUGUAGAGGAUAAUCCAGCUGAGAGUAGAGAUAAAAGCAGUGUGACUGAGACAGAUAUCGCAGAGAUUAAUGAUAAAGAUGGUUCGAGAGCAAGAGCUAAAAAAACUGCAAGUAGAAAGUCUCUUCAUCUAAGUGAAGAGGAGGAAAGGAAACUUGAAUCGAGUAAAGUCCAGAACGCUACUAAUGAAGGAGAUCAUGGUAGUGUAUGUUUAAGUAAGGCUAAGAGCGGUGAUGUAGAAAACGAUGGAUGUGAGGCUAUCAAUAAUGAAGACAGUGAAUGGAAACUCGAUGGCAGUGAGCUCCAGAAUCGUACUAAUGAUGGAGUUCAUGGUAGUGAAGGUUUAAUUAAGGCUAAGAGCAGAGAUGUAGAAAAAGAGGAGUGCGAAGUUAUCGAUAAUAAUGUGAUAUCGCCAGCGGUUGGAUGUGGUAUUAAGUAUACCGGUGCAGAUAAUGUUGAUAAAGUAACAAGUGCGAGUGCUACUGUAGAAUCACUGACUUCAGAACAGCGAAAAGGUGUACUGGGAACGACAGCAUCUCCACAUUCCCUGCUUAAAGAUUUAGACAAGAGUAGCAAAUCUGAAAAGAAAGGAAUAUCGAAGAAAAGUAAGAAUGCUACUAAAGAAUUACUGCCGUCAGAACAGGGAAAAGGUAGAGUGAAGGUAACAAAGGCAUCUCGAGAUCCCCUGUCGAAGGACUUAAUUAAUAGUCGCAAGCCUGGAAAGAAAGGAAAAUCAAGGAAAAGUGAGAAGACCCUUCAAAGUGACAGCAAUGUGGUAGAGCCUAUGAAUCAGUCGAGGUCUCAAGUUGAAGAAGCUGAAGAAAACUUGUCAUGGGAAAAAAUAAAGAGGAAAAUCGACUUUGAUGUGGAGGUAACACCGGAAAAAGAAGUGAAGAAGCAGAAGACCAAUGCGGAGUCUACUGAUUCAGUGGGACAAAAACGGUCAAGAUCAGGAAGGGUGCUUGUAUCAUCACUAGAGUUUUGGCGCAACCAAAUUCCUGUUUAUGAUAUGGAUCGGAACCUUAUCCAAGUAAAGGAUGGUAGUGAAACUAACUCCACUCCAUCUAAAGGAAAAGGAUCGAAUUCUCGAAAGCGAAGAAGUUGAAAAUCACAAACUAUAUCAAACUUUGGUAAUUAAUAAGUAGGUUUUAAGGUCUCUGACCCUGUAAUCAUUGUGUUGGGUCGUGAAACUCUCUUAGUAUUUCUAGCUGAGUAAUAUUUAUUUUGCUUUUUCUAUUGUUUAAUAAUAUCUAUGAAUUUAU